GAGGCCGAGAUUGAGCGUGGCCUCCUUUUGAUGGGAGGUUCCAGGGAGGCCAUCUCCGAGAAUCACCAUUGCAAGAAGGACCCAAGACACAGAAACACUCACGACCGAGCUGCCCAGGGUGCAAAGGGCGGAGUUCUCGGAGGCGGCAAUGGUGUCCGCG
Messenger RNA from Symbiodinium sp. CCMP2456, 160 nucleotides. NCBI's taxonomy places the organism in Eukaryota, Dinophyceae, Suessiales, Symbiodiniaceae. The record is from the annotation of a GenBank genome assembly.